GCAGCAUGUAGUUGCCUUGCCCGCUGUCCCUACAUGUUCAAAUCCCCGCACUUUCAACUCCGUUCUGUGGAAAAAGAUUGAAGACAAGUUAUCGCUGCCGGCCCACACCUCCUUCCUCAAUUCAUUUUAUCACUGCCUUCAAAAGCUAAGACAUUCUUCAACGCAGAAUUCAACGCACUCCGUCUCACUUUGCUUUUAUCCGUUGUGCUUAUAGCAGCAACAGGUAACUACCACCUCAUCAACAUGUCGUCUCACCACCUCUCUGAGUUGGACUCCACCACCGAUUCCGUCGCGUCCUCUCCACGCUCCGAGCACCAUGCUCCUCAUGAUGCCCGUGUACGGUUCAUGUGCAGUUUCGGCGGAAAGAUCCUUCCACGUCCACAUGAUAAUCAGCUCCGUUAUGCCGGUGGUGAUACCCGCAUCGUUGCCAUCCAUCGUUCCACCUCCUUCGCAGCCAUCCUCACAAAGCUCUCUAAACUCUCAGGAAUUGCCAACGUGAGUGUUAAGUAUCAGCUUCCAAACGAGGAUCUUGACGCGUUGAUUUCAGUGACGACCGAUGAGGAUCUCGAGAACAUGAUGGAAGAAUAUGAUCGGCUAGCACAGAAUCAUAACCCUCGGUUGCGGAUUUUUCUUUUCUCCAAAGGCGAAGACUCUCGAACCAGUAGCAUCAGCUCACUUUUGGACGGUUCGGUUAAUCGUGAGCACUGGUUCUUAGACGCUCUUAACAGUGGAGCCAAUGCAUCUGGUCUCGAACGCGGCCGUUCCGAGGUUUCCUCGAUUGUAUCGGAGGUACCCGAUUAUUUAUUCGGGUUGGAUAACUCCGAUGAGGCCCAACCCCGUGGCCCGAAAUUAAGUACACGUCAGCUCUUGCAUGAGAAUGUCUCGGUUUCGGACCCGGGUUCGCCGGCCCCGGUUGUUUCUUCAUCGCCCUUUUGUUCCACCUCAUCAGCUCCAGUUGUUAUACCUUCAAUGCCAGAUCUGCCACCGGUUAAGACUAAACCAGAUAACCCCGAACCGGGUUUUGAGUCAAAGCAGAAUCAAACAGAGAGCUUGGUGGAGCAACCCGUUUUGCAGCCAACGGCAUAUUCGGGUAGUCCCAUGUGGCACUAUAUUCCGGGUUCUCAUUACUCUGUACCUCCCGCUCAACAAAUACCUGUAUAUUAUGUUCCGGGUCCAGCUCAAUCCGGAAAUCCGCAGGUUCAACCUGUUCAAAUCCGGCCACAGUAUGUCCAGCAGUAUCCAAUGUCAACGGGUCAAAUACCGGUUGGGUAUCAUCAGCCGGUUGCUGGUGUGGGUCAAGCAUACAGGCCAGUAACGCACGUGGACCCUUAUGAUCCCGCAUUAAGAGUGGCUCCUGAUGGUGUGAAACAACCUAUAUAUUAUGGAGUUAGAAAUGCGGGUCCAGUGCCAGUUUACUCAGGAAUGGUGGUGCCGGGUGGGGAGGAAUUGGGUAGAAGCGGGUCGGAUUCAACACAGAGUCGGGUCUCGCAAGAAGGCCGGUAAGUGAGCGUGUGUUAAAUAAUGGAAAGGUAAUUUCGUUUUGGUAUGGUUGGUUUGAUGAUUAUCAUGAACUGGGUUUUAAUAAAUGCUAGAUUGUAUAGGCUGGUUUUGGAAGUUUUUGUGAUUAAAACUGUGAAUGGCUUCUGAUUUUGAAACAAAAUGUAUAGAAAGUCACAAGGUUUGCUCUAAAUAUGUAGAUAUAAUAGUGUUUUCUUUGCAA
Molecule: messenger RNA, 1720 nt
Organism: Gossypium raimondii (Peruvian cotton)
Lineage: Eukaryota; Viridiplantae; Streptophyta; Magnoliopsida; Malvales; Malvaceae
Exons: 3
Coding region: 244-1503 (419 amino acids)
Molecular function (GO): protein binding
Source: RefSeq, a predicted model, not a curated record